GCGCAGCAAGCACACAGUGGUAGCCUAUAAAGACGCCAUCUACGUGUUUGGUGGAGACAACGGAUGAGAGCUAAGCCCUGGGCCCGGCUCCCGAAUCCGUGAAGCUCUCUCAGCGAUGGGGAACACACACUGAAGUCAGGGAGCCGGCCGUGUCCUGCAUGAGUGGACGCAGCCUUGAAGGAGACGCGUCUGCCCCGGCCGGCGCCCCGGCCAGGUGCUGCUUCUUCCCCGCACCCCACGCGGGCGGCUGACGAGCUUCAGAGAACACAGAUUUCCUGCCUUCCAGUGUCGCUCACUUGCACGAGGGUUUCCCUUCGUUUCGCUGCACAUGCCUGGCAAACAGCUUUUCCCGGUGGCCCGUCUCCACCUCACGACGGCUCCCGGUUCAGUGGUGGCUGGCUUCCUUCUGUGAAGCAGCUGCCAAGGUGGCCCUUGGUCUGUGCGGCCGCGUCCUGCUGCUGGCCUGGUUCCUCCAGGAGCUGCAUCUCCCCGGAGAGACGGAGCUGUCUUAGCAAGGGCGGGGCCCGGCCAGGCUGGCACAGCAGGCCGGCAGGCUUAUUCCGCACCAGGAGAGAGGGAGAGUCUGGAGCAGAGGGAUCCGUGCGGCAGGACUGCGCUGCCUGGAGUCUGCUGGGCUUCCCUGCCGCGUGCACCGCGGACGUACACAGGAGAGGCCAGGGAUGGCCCCCCGGGGCUCUGGAGGGUUGGGAGCCAGCUGGGUGUGAGGCUGAAGUUGGGCUCCUGGACACACGGGGCUUGUUGAGGUCAGCUUGGUGGCUUUGAGAAUGUGGCUUCAACCCUCCACUGCCCCCGUGUCUCCUCUGUCGAAGGUGGUGGGCUUCCGCCUUGCUUUUGAAAGGUGCUCCUGAGGGUCAGUGAGCCCCGGGCUGUCAGGGCCCAGGACGCAGGUGUCCCCACGACUGGCCUGUAGCUCAGGCAGGCCUGGCCUCUGACGGGCUGUGGCCGCGGUCCCAGGGGAUCCCUCCGUGGGGCCUGCACACUGGGGAGAAGGGGCUUCCAGCCUCUCUGCCCACGCGCAGCCAGCUGGAGCAUGUUCCUUCUUGGCUCACAACCCGGCACGGCCCCCUCUUUGGGGAAAGGCGCGCGCCCUCCUGGCAGCGUGUGAGACCCCGCACGCGUGUCCACAGCUCCGCUGCUCUUGCCCGUGUGGUACUGGACACCCUGCCUCACUGUGUCUUGGCUGCACGUGAGGACCCUCCUGCUGCCUCCCUGCUUCCCACCCUCCCUGCCCCUCCUCUACAUCUCCUGGGAUUGAGGCCUCCCCCGCCACCCCUCAGACCAGCUGGACCAGCCGGUGGCUUCCCCUCCGCUUCUGCCCCUCUUCCGGCUCCACUGUUCCUCAGAGCAGCCGGAUGUUCGCUGGGUCUCUCCUUGGCCGGGGCUGGAGCUCUGUCCCCGCGCUAAUUCCAUACAUGUGUGCCCUUGGUGGGAAUGAAAUGCGGAAGAGGUGUCCAUCCCCAGGGGUUUACUGCAGCCUGAAGGAGACUCCCCCGAGCCAGAAAAGGCCUAGUGGCCAGCGCAGGGCCGGGGGUGAUGAGUCUCCCACCCUGUGCCGGGGACACAGCCUUUGAGUGACAGCUGUGUAGCUGGAAGCAGAAACAUUUUCUCUGCAAGGAGACACUAAGAAACAGAGAAGGAUUUGUCUCACUCGAGUUGGAACUUUGUAAACAGCGCAGUGUGGCUCCUCCAGCUUAGAGGGGUGCGCAGGGGCGAGGGAGGGGCCGGUCUCCUCUGCUUCCCUGCCCGUGGGGCGUGGCCUCAGGCCCUGUGGUCGCCCAGGCUGUUUCCUCAAGGGGGAGCAGAGGCGCAGGCCUGGCCCACGGGCAGGGGCGCUGGGCUCUUGCUGGGUGGACGCCCUUCUCGCUCUUCCCGUGAGGGCUGGGGGGUAACGGGUGGGUGUUGUUAGGUGGCCCGUGGUUCUGCUUGCGCUUUAUUGUGUCUUGAAUGUGGUUGUUUACCUUGGCUCUGCGAUAAAGAGGCGACUGGAAGAGAGAGAAGGCAAGGGGCCUCCCUGACCCGCUGCGGCCUGGGAGCGAGAGUGGGGUGGCUGGUGAGACGCGAGGUGCCUGGAACCAGGCGUGCGUCCCGACCCUGGGCGGGUUGGUCCCGCAUCCACGGGGAGCUCCCUUUGGGGUCCCGUCUCUGGACCCUCGAGCAUCAGCUAGCUGCCCUGGCUGAGCCUCCCAAUCAGCUGCCCGUGUCCGUCCGCCGGUCCCCACUGUCUUUCAGGAAGACGAUGCUCAACGACCUCCUGCGCUUCGACGUCAAGGACUGCUCCUGGUGCAGGGCCUUCACCACCGGGACCCCCCCGGCCCCCCGCUACCACCACUCCGCCGUGGUCUACGGGAGCAGCAUGUUCGUCUUCGGGGGCUACACUGGCGACAUCUACUCCAACUCAAACCUGAAGAACAAAAACGACCUCUUUGAAUACAAGUUUGCAACUGGCCAGUGGACAGAGUGGAAAAUUGAAGGACGGCUGCCAGUCGCCCGCUCGGCCCACGGUGCCACGGUGUAUAGUGACAAGCUGUGGAUCUUUGCCGGCUAUGAUGGCAACGCCAGGCUGAAUGACAUGUGGACCAUCGGCCUCCAGGACCGGGAGCUCACGUGCUGGGAGGAGGUGGCCCAGAGCGGCGAGAUCCCGCCCUCCUGCUGCAACUUCCCCGCCGCCGUGUGCAGGGACAGGAUGUUCGUCUUCUCGGGCCAGAGUGGGGCCAAGAUAACCAACAACCUUUUCCAGUUCGAGUUCAAGGACCAGACGUGGACACGCAUCCCCACCGAGCACCUGCUGCGGGGCGCCCCGCCGCCCCCGCAGCGGCGCUACGGGCACACCAUGGUGGCCUUUGACCGCCACCUCUAUGUGUUCGGGGGCGCGGCUGACAACACCCUCCCCAACGAGCUGCACUGCUAUGACGUGGACUUCCAGACCUGGGAGGUCAUCCAGCCCAGCUCGGAUAGCGAGGUCGGCGGGGCCGAGAUGCCAGAGCGAGCGUCCACUUCCGAGGAGGUGCCUGCUCCCGGCUCCGAGGAGCGGACCGGCUGCAAGAAGUCCCGGGACGUGUUCGGCCUGGACUUCGGCAGCACCACCUCCAGGCAGCCCUCCCUGCCUGCCUCAGAGCUGCCCAGCGGAAGACUCUUCCACGCGGCCGCCGUCAUCUCGGACGCCAUGUACAUCUUCGGGGGCACGGUGGACAACAACAUCCGGAGCGGGGAGAUGUACAGGUUCCAGUUCUCCUCCUACCCCAAGUGCACGCUGCACGAGGACUACGGGCGGCUGUGGGAGGGCCGCCAGUUCUGCGACGUGGAGUUCGUGCUGGGCGAGAAGGAGGAGUGCGUGCAGGGCCACGUGGCCAUCGUCACGGCGCGCAGCCGCUGGCUCCGCAGGAAGAUCGCCCAGGCGCGGAAGCUGGAGGAGGAGGCGGCCCCGGCGCCCAGGGAGGGCCCUGUGGCUGCUGCGGGAGCGGCCCGGCCGCCCCUGCUGCGCGUGGCCAUCCGCGAAGCCGAGGCGCGGCCGUUCGAGGUUCUCAUGCAGUUCCUGUACACCGACAAGAUCCAGUACCCGCGGAAAGGUCACGUGGAGGACGUGCUGCUCAUCAUGGACGUGUACAAGCUGGCGCUGGGCUUCCAGCUCUGCCGCCUGGAGCAGCUGUGUCGCCAGUACAUCGAGGCCUCGGUGGACCUGCAGAACGUGCUGGUCGUGUGCGAGAGCGCCGCCCGGCUGCAGCUGGGCCAGCUCAAGGAGCACUGCCUGAACUUUGUGGUGAAGGAGUCGCACUUCAACCAGGUGAUCAUGAUGAAGGAAUUUGAGCGCCUCUCCUCCCCUCUGAUCGUGGAGAUUGUGCGGCGGAAGCAGCAGCCGCCGCCCCGCGCCCCCUCCGACCAGCCGGUGGACAUCGGCACGUCUCUGAUCCAGGACAUGAAGGCAUACUUGGAGGGCGCGGGCGCGGAGUUUUGCGACAUCACCCUCCUGCUGGACGGUCACCCGCGGCCAGCCCACAAGGCCAUCCUGGCCGCCCGCUCCAGCUACUUCGAGGCCAUGUUCCGGUCCUUCAUGCCCGAGGACGGCCAGGUGAACAUCUCCAUCGGGGAGAUGGUGCCGAGCAGGCAGGCCUUCGAGUCCAUGCUGCGGUACAUCUACUACGGCGAGGUCAACAUGCCGCCCGAGGACUCGCUCUACCUGUUCUCAGCGCCCUACUACUACGGCUUCUACAACAACCGUCUGCAGGCCUACUGCAAGCAGAACCUGGAGAUGAACGUGACGGUGCAGAACGUGCUACAGAUCCUGGAGGCGGCGGACAAGACGCAGGCCCUGGACAUGAAGCGGCACUGCCUGCACAUUAUCGUGCACCAGUUCACCAAGGUUUCCAAGCUGCCCACGCUGCGCUUGCUGAGCCAGCAGCUGCUGCUGGACAUCAUCGACUCACUGGCCUCCCACAUCUCAGACAAGCAGUGUGCAGAGCUGGGGGCCGACAUAUGAGGGCCGAGCGAUGCCGCGCCGCCCCGCCCUGCCCGCUGCAGCCCGUGCCACUCACACUUGGGCCUCCAGCUGAGGGGCCUAGUGCCCAGAGCCUCCCAAAGGGGGCUGAGCGGACACGGUGGUGCCCCAAACGCCCCUCUCGUUGCUGAGGACACACAUCCCCCGGGAAAUGGACAGUGAAGCAGGCCUCUGACUCUCGACCGCCCCAGGGUGGGGUGCCAGGCUUCAAUGGUGAGAACACCACAGGGGGAAGGGCCUGGCCAGGGCCCAGAGGGGCAGAGGAGCCCAGCAGGGAGCUGGCUUUGGGUCCCCUACCAUCUUGCAGGGGCCCAGCAUGGUUUGUGCCUCCCGCAACUGGGUCAUGUUGCCAAGGCGCCUUGAUGUGGGCCGCAUAGCAACCCCCGACCCUCGUCAAGGUUGGUGUAAGGGUCCUGUCCUGCCACCCAGAGCUUGGGCAGGUGGAGUCCAACUCCAGAUGAACUGUGAGGCGUGAAGGGCUCUGAGCUCAGCUCCCAGCCGGAGGAGUCAGCACCUCUGGACGGCCGGGCACCCCCCGGCACGGGCGCACAUCGGGGCCCUGGGCGUCCCAGAAUGAAGUCAGAGACGUCCCAGGUCCCCGCCUGCUCCCACCAUCUACUGUCAAUGGGCUUGCCUCCAUUAAAGGCACAGCAGCGCUACCUGUA
Messenger RNA from Capra hircus (goat), 5178 nucleotides. RefSeq names its product leucine zipper like transcription regulator 1 (gene LZTR1). The record is from RefSeq and is a predicted model, not a curated record. The transcript has 20 exons. The coding region runs from base 2258 to 4495 and encodes 745 amino acids. Gene Ontology annotation, cellular component: Golgi apparatus. Lineage: Eukaryota; Metazoa; Chordata; Mammalia; Artiodactyla; Bovidae. Gene Ontology annotation, molecular function: protein binding.